UAGUGUCCUUUCCUUUGUUUUGCAUGUCCAAAAGAUUCCUUGCGAUUGUGUGGAUGGCUGCGAGAGAGGAUCCGAUAUUCGAUACACCAAUAAAGAUGAUGCUGGAGUGCUGUGCUGAAACUGCUGAGCAACUUCAAGCCUCUGCCGCAUUGGUCCCAACAUGCUGUCCGAAUUUAUCUGACUCAGCCCAUUAUCAUGCGAACCUUCUUUAGAGCACGGUUCGCUCGAGUGAUGCGCAGCAUUUAACAAUGACCAUCCAUUAUGAUCAUGCCCGUCCCUUUCACGCCUAUUUUAACAUGAAGUAAUGAACCACAGAUUUUGCAUAAUGCAAGACCACGCAAGUGAGUUUCGGCCUCGCACCUAAUGGCGAACGCCGGAGAUAGGAGGCAGCACCAUUUGGUGCUAGUGCCGUGUCCUUACCAAGGUCACCUGAAUCCGAUGCUUCAGCUCGGAGCAGCUCUUCAAUCGACCGGCUCUUUCUCCGUCACAGUAGCUCACACCGAGUUCCACUUCCCUAACCAAUCUAGCCCCCCUCACUUCGAUUUCCUUCCCUUACCAGACGGCUUGUCCGAUGCCGACACGUCCUCAAGAGAUUUCGUGUCUCAGAUCUUGAAACUCAAUGUCAACUGCAAGGCCUCGUUCCACGAAUCCUUAGCGAGAUUAAGGGAACGAACAGAUCGCCAAGAUGAGAUUGCCUGCAUAAUCUAUGACGGGCUCAUGUAUUUUGCAGAAGAAGUAGCUCGAGAGCUGAAAAUCCCAUGUAUCGUCUUCCGCACCUGUAGCGCUGCUAAUACUUCGACCUACAACCAGUACAAUCGACUCCAAGAAGAAGGCUUCAUUCCCUUGCAAGAUUCAAAAGCACUGGAGCUCGUACCUGGGCUUCAUCCCCUCAGAUUUAAGGAUUUUCCCCUUUACAAGUUUGAAGGCUCUGAAAAAUUGUUGCCACUGCUCGCGAGAUCUAAUCAAGUAGGAUCUUCGGUCGCAUAUCUCCUGAACACCAUUGAAUGCCUCGAAGAGUCACCAUUGAUGAAGCUUAGACAGGAAUACCCGGUUCCCUUUUUCGCCAUAGGACCUCUACACAAGAUUGCUCCACCUCUCUCCAGCAGCCUAAUCGAAGAGGACGAGAGUUGCAUCGCAUGGCUGAACAAGCAAGUGAAGAAAUCGACCCUCUAUGUGAGCCUGGGAAGCGUAGCAUCCAUUGACGAAAAAGAGCUUGUCGAAAUGGCUUGGGGACUCGCAAACUGCAAGCAACCCUUCCUGUGGGUUGUACGUCCUGGGUUGGUUCGCGGGUCGGACGCAAUCGACCGGCUCCCUAACGGCUUGGCAGAAAUCGUGGGCGAAAGGGGUCAUGUCAUAAAAUGGGCACCACAGCAGAAAGUCUUGGCGCAUGAAUCGGUCGGGGCGUUUUGGAGCCAUUGUGGCUGGAAUUCGUCCCUCGAGAGCAUCUCCGAAGGAAUCCCGAUGAUAUGCACACCGUGCUUCGGGGACCAGCGAGUGAAUGCCAGGUACUUGAGCCACGUUUGGAAGGUAGGCCUGUUGCUGGAAGACAUGGAAAGAGGAGAGAUUGAAAGAGCUAUAAAGAAGCUUAUGGCCGGCGAAGAAGGAGAGAUCACGAGGCAGAGGAUGACGGAUUUGAAGCGUGAAGUGAUGCAUAGCAUCAAAGAAGGUGGCUCUUCUUACAAUUCCCUGCAUGAACUGGUCAAGUACAUCAACUCAUUAUAGAUAAGACUUGUGAAGGUACAAUUGAUAGUUUCCUAUUUUGUCCGCCAGCACAUUGAGUUCUCCUCGAUCCACCACAAAGGACGCACAAGCUCCUUGUGCAGGAAAGAAUUGUUGGUGUGUCUGAGAAAUGGUAGCUUAGCUCUCGUUUGCUGUCUAGAAGUCAACAAGCUAGUGUCAUAAGCUUUGGUAACAGAUCAAGAACUGAAGUAGUGUAGCGUGAUGAUCUUAUUAUUAUCAGAACCAGUUGCUACA
Eucalyptus grandis is the source of this 1974-nucleotide messenger RNA. RefSeq names its product UDP-glycosyltransferase 76E1. The transcript has 2 exons. The coding region runs from base 364 to 1722 and encodes 452 amino acids. The record is from RefSeq and is a predicted model, not a curated record. NCBI's taxonomy places the organism in Eukaryota, Viridiplantae, Streptophyta, Magnoliopsida, Myrtales, Myrtaceae. Gene Ontology annotation, molecular function: UDP-glycosyltransferase activity.